This is a messenger RNA of Coregonus sp. 'balchen', 8947 nucleotides long. The record is from the annotation of a GenBank genome assembly. NCBI's taxonomy places the organism in Eukaryota, Metazoa, Chordata, Actinopteri, Salmoniformes, Salmonidae.
GCGGCAGCAGGGCCAACAGUGGGCCACAGUUCAUCCGAGAAAUGACGUGCCUCAAGGGGAGCGCAUGACGUUUUGGAAAUUAAAUAUGUAACACAGGACUUAGCGGAACAAAUAUAGCCUGCCGAAAUGUUCUUCUUUCCUUUAAAGCUAUUCAGGUGACUAUCUUUCAAACUGGGAGCGACUUGGUAAACGCUUACGGAAAACUUGCUAACUUCACCCGCGGACAAUUCCGGUAUGUGAGUCUGAGUUGUUUGUUCUAACUGUUGCAGUGGGAUUUUCACAUAAUGAGUAGUUUUUAUUUUAUUUUUUAAACUGCCUGUUAUAGUUUUUCCACUUAUACAAAACAACGACGGUUGUCUAUGGCGCAGUAAUAGUUAUUCACAGACGUAGAGUCGGCUAAACUGAUCCUAGAUCUGAGCUCAUGAAUCUUGUUACAGUAGCCCACUGCCAGUGACUGUUAUUCUUGGGGGAAGGGUGCAAUUGCGGCCCGCAAUUCGGGGCGUUCCUGCAUCUGCAGGACUCUCUCUUUAUACACUAUAUAUACAAAAGUAUGUGGACACCCCUUUGCAUGGCUGUGUGCUCAAUUUUAUACACCUGUCAGCAACAGGCAUAGACAAACAUUGGCAGUAGAAUGGCCUUACUGAAGAGCUCAGUGACUUCCAAAGUGGCACAUCAUAGGAUGCCACCUUUCCAACAAGUAAGUUGGUCAAAUUUCUACCCUGCUAGAGCUGCCCCGGUCAACUGUGAGUGCUGUUAUCGUGAAGUGAAAACAUCUAGGAGCAACAACGGCUCAGCCGCGAAGUGGAAGGCCACACAAGCUCACAGAACGGGACCGCCGAGUGCUGAAGCGCGUAAAAAUCGUCUGUCCUCGGUGGCAACACUCACUACAGACUUCCAAACUGCCUCUGGAAGCAGCAACGUCAGCAGAAUAACUGUUCCUCGGGAGCUUCAUGAAGUGGGUUUCCAUGGCCGAGCAGCCGCACACAAGCCUAAGAUCAUCAUGCGCAAUGCAAAGCGUCGGCUAGAGUGGUGUAAAGCUCGCCGCCGUCGGAGAUCUGGAGCAGUGGAAACGCAUUCUCUGAAGUGAUGAAUCACACUUCACCAUCUGGCAGUCCGACGGACGAAUCUGGGUUAGGCGGAUGCCAGGAGAACACUACCUGCCCGAAUGCAUAGUGCCAACUGGGUAUUAUUAUUAUUAUUAUUUAUUAUAAAGUUUGGUGGAGGAAUAGUGGUCUGGGGCUGUUUCAUGGUUUGGGCUAGGCCCCUUAGUUCCAGUGAAGGGAAGUCUUAACACUACAGCAUAAAAUGACAUUCUAGACAUUGCCAGACCUCACUAAUGCUUGUGGAUGUGAAUGGAAGCAAGUCCCUGCAGCAAUGUUCCAACAUCUACUGGAAAGCCUUCCCAGAAGAGUGGAGGCUGUUAUAGCAGCAAAGGGGGACCAACUCCAUAUUAAUGCCCAUGAUUUUGGAAUGAGAUGUCCGACGAGCAGGUGUCCACAUACUUUUGGUAAUGUAGUGUACUUCUAAUGGUCAAUUUUUAAGAAGGACUCCGGGACAGAGGCGGGGUGCUCCAGUACAGUAAGUGGUGGUAACGCACCAUAACGUUGUAUGCCAACCGUUGAUAAACCCCACAGAAGAAGAGGCGGGGGCGAUAACGCCGGUAGCUAGCUAGCUAGGCGAACGGUAGACAGUGUCAGUGUCCUUCGCCUGUCGGUGACUGUUUUCCCAGAGUGCUGUUAACGACGGCGAGGGCAGGCGUUAGCGAAGCCUAAGGACACUGGGUACUAGCUAGUUAGCUAGAUAGGUAUGACUCCGGUACACGUCAGGCGGGAUUGGUAGCUAGCUAGCUAACGAUAGCUAGGACUCUGGUACACAGCAGGCGGGGGGCGACACCGGUAGCUAGUGAUGAUACUUUAUAAUCCCGGAGCUCCGAGCCAUGCGUCAAAAUCGCUAAGCAGCUAACUUCGAAGCAGUGUGCCGAAGCAUGUAUCACUUUAUCAGAAGUACGUCAUCAUCAAUGACGUCCGAAGCUUCGUUUGAUCAUGUGCUUUUUCAAACCGUGUGUUGCAAAAUGCGAGAUCCCACUGAUUAGUCGUUGUUGCGGCGCUUUCUUCUAUUCUAAGCCGCAUUCAAACACUGACCUCUACAGGACACCGUACUUACAAAUAUAGUUAGGAUUUUGUACAAAAAGUUUCACCUGACUGGUAGUUUAGCAGGUAGAGUAUGGAACAUUCAGGGCCGUGAGGGUCUGGGGUCGAAACCCGUUGAAGGAACACUAUUAAGAAAAAGAUAUAUGUGAAAACACACUUUCUGCACAGUUCAAAUAAUUUGUUUUAUUUAGUAUAAUAUACGUUUCUGUCUUAAGCAUCCUAAAUAAUGCCAUAGAUUCCGUUUUUGAAAAUAGUAAUUUUGAAGGCAAAAAAGGGAAGCAUGAUGUGAACGUGGUAUUCCAACUGAUUAUAGGCUACUAAACCAACGAUUUACUGCUGCACCACGGAGAUUUGCUGAAAACAGUGGAGAAAAAAACGUUUCUGAUAAUCAUACCGCUAUUUAUUGCUGAACAGCAGAUGUUACUAAUGUGCAUUGUGAACAGAUAAUGAAGCUCCCAGUAAUGAACCCUUUUUCUGCACAAUUUGGUGAAAGUGGCGAAGCCUUCAGAAAGCUUUGAUUUCCCAUCACCACUGGUAGCUAGCUGGUUAGGAUACCGGCACAGAUGGAACCAGGGUUGCCAGGUAUAGCUAAAAUGUAUAGUCCAAUGACCUCUGAAAACCCGCCCACAUGGCCUGAAAACUAGCCCUCCCAAGAAAUUUCAGCAUGAGAGGAGUUGCCACAUUUAUCCAAUAAACCCUUUUCCCAUAAAGUUACCAUGGCUUUCAACCAAUCAGCAUUCAGGGCUCAAACCACCCAGUUUAUAAUUGUAAAUAAAUCCUGUUUGCGCAUGUGCAUAACUAUAGAUAAAUCCGACAGAAGAGUUUGAGUGAUGAAUAUUGGACAGAGGAUCUCAAUCUCUGUGCAUUAAACACUUGGACGAACUUCAAAAAAUGAAUGUUGGGCAAUUUUCUGGCAAAUGUGCAGUUACUAGGUGCCAGAUGUUAAGACUACAAACCGUUAUAAAUGGCCAAUUUGCGAGAUUGACUUGUUAUUUCAAGAACUGAGCAUGAGUAAAACCCUUCGCUUGAUACGGUUUUCCAUAAGAAAGUCGACAUUAGAAUGCAGUUUACUUUAAACCACCUCUGAGCGAAUUUAUCUGAAGAGCUCUAUUGCGCCUAAAGUCGUUUUCCAAUGCUUUGUCGCCGUUAUAUCAGUUCUAGCGCGUUAAUGUUUUAUGGAAAAAGGGUGCCUCCAUAAUGACCAAUCUAAAUAGCCUACCUACAACUAUGAUUAAUUUCCCCCAUUGGAAACGACAGGCUCUGGUCUAUUUUGGGUUACUUAUCACAAUAUUUGAUACCGGCAGACAGUGUCCUUCGCCCCAGAAAAAUUCUGAUAAUACUUUUAUUUCCCUUUUGACCCACAUUUUAAUCGCAUAGACAAUCAGGGGAAAUCCAGAAUAUCAAGUGUCACACAAGCAUGAAGAUGGCGUGCUCGAGGGGGGCCGUUUAUGCAGGAACCAAUGGAAUGCUCGCAUGGGAGGCGUUCCUGCAGAUGCAGAAAUGCCUAUAUGGAUGAACGCCCCGAAUUGCGGGCCCCAAUUACACACUAUUAGAGAAUUAUUGGGAACAGUCUAAAUAAGAGCGGGACAGGGAGGGAUACUUCAAAGUAGUACCACUGCCCCCGCUCGCUUCCCGUAACCAUACUUCAUUUUUAGUUACUGAUCAACAGUAACUUUAUUUUCGUUUAUAUAAUUUUGAGCUCUUCCAUUGCAAUGAAUAACACAAUGCUGUUUGUUUAUAAUCAUUGUUCUAAUCUAAAUAGUUUGCUGAAUCAUGGCUCUCUCACAGUUAUCACAGGGUGGUUAGGGUAUCCCCUGCCCCAGUAUCUGUACGUUAGAGAUGCCUCUGAACUCAGAUUCAAACUCCCAUUAGACAGCUCUGCAAGCGAGUUUACCAAAUAGGGAGUUUCGCUGGGCAGCAAUCUUCAUUUACUCCCGUUACGGCCUGUAUGUACUUCCAAAAAAGGUCUAAAUAAAAAUACAAGCAAGCGAAAAAAAUAUUUUUCAGCACCUCCAAUGUAUUGAGCUGUUGUAGACUUUCUGUGCGUGGCAGUAUGAGUGCCGAAUAUGCAUAUUUUUUUGUUUGCUUGUACAUUUUUAUUUAGACCUUUUUUGGAAGUACAUACCGGCCGUAAUGGGAGUAAAUUAACGUAGUUGCUGAGCGACACUCCAUAUUUGGUGAGUAACGAACGUAUUUUGACAUAAUGCUUGCAGAGCUGUCUAAUGGGAGUUUGAAUCUGAGCUUCCUGGGCGUUAGAGAGGAGACCCAUCAUACUCAUUGUCGACAUCUCUAAUGCACAGAUACUGGGGUAGGUAUCCCCUAGGGAUACCAGGAUGGACUUUGACCUCCUUUAAAACCCCUUUUUAGAUUAUAUUAUGUACUCCUAAGACCUUUACCAUCCUAACCUAGUAGGAUACCUACUAGGAUCCUAACUACCUAGCCGACUAGAUGAAAAAUCUGUCCAUGUGCCCUUGAGCAAGGCACUUAACCCUAAUUGCUCCUGUAAAUCGCUCUGGAUGAGAACUUCUGCUAAAUGACUGAAGUGUCAAAUGUAACAUUUGUUAUUUGUCAUCCUGUGUCUCUGUCUCUAGUGCCCUGUUUCAGACAAGAUCAACACUUGUCCAGACAAGAUCAACACUUCUUGAACCCCUCUCCUAGUGAGAUAAACAGACCUAGUGAUGUCCCAACCUGACAGGAAUAUCUAUUCUCCAUUGGAGGGGGGCGUCCAGCCCCCAAAUGUAGUCUUUGGGCAGCCAAGCCCCCCAGGAUAUGAGAUGACCUUACCCAACACACAGGGGAUGCCUAACUCAUUUGGGGGGCCAGGGCCUGCUCCAGGGGGGAUGCCCUUCCCCUCGCCUGGGGCAUUUGGUCAGCCUAUGUACUUCCAGGGUCAGGGGAACCCAGGAUAUGGCACAGCACCUUACGCUCCCAUGCCUGGGGCCUACGGUCAGGGCUUUGACAACCCAAAUCAUGGUGAGUACUUCAGUAUCAUUCAGAAGUAAUGUGGUGAUGGGAAUCAAGUUUCAAGUUUUAAAGGAAUAGUUCACUCAAACUAUCUUUUAGUAUUUUACUCAUUUGUCCACAAAAUUAUGCGUGACAGCAGUGCCAUUUUCAAGGUGGAGCACUUUCAGUACGGAGCAAAAACUAUGUGAUUUAUCAUUCAUUAAAAGAUAGAAAGGGGCAUUUUGAAGUAUGUGUGGUCUGAUGUGCAUUGAGUCUAUCUGUCUUUUCUCCCAGACCCAAACACUGAUUACAACAGCGAUGAUCAACCCCUUGCCUAUUGUGACAACAGUGCCUUCUCUCUUGGCUCUGGGCUGGACGACAAGACCAUACGGCGAGCCUUUAUCCGGAAAGUAAGGGACCACAGGGAUGCCAAGAGGCUCCAAAUCAGGACCUCAAGCAAACUUGAACUAAAGAUAAAAGAUAAACUUAAGAUAAAAUGGUUGUACAUGCAUCUGUAUAGCCAUCAUAACAAUCAAACAAAAUGGCCUAAAACCAUUUUUAAAGAACAAUCCCUGAAGUCUAUUAUAGAACUGUAUGGAUCCUAUAUCUAAUAGUCUGUCUCCUUGUCCACAUACAGGUCUUCAUGGUGUUGACCGUCCAGCUGAUGGUAACAUUCUCCUUUGUGGCUCUCUUCACCUUUGUGGGGGGAAUCAAAGUGUUCGUCCAGGCCAACCCAUGGACGUACUGGGUGUCCUAUGGCAUCUUCUUCGUCUCUCUCAUCACCAUCAGCUGCUGCGGAGAGUUUCGCCGCAAACAUCCAUGGAACCUGAUUGCACUAGUAAGUUAAUAAGACCUGUCUCGUUUAAAUGGCUGUCAUUCCUAUAACAUAAUGAUAUACUUUAUGGGCCAGUUUUCCAAACUCGGAUUAAGCCUAUACCUGGAAUAAAAAGCACGCUCAAUGAUCAAUAGUAUUCGUAGCUAUACUUUAUGGGCCGGUUCUGUAUAUUUAUCAAAUUGAAGAAAAAUAAAAUCAUGUCUUAUUCACUAUAAGCCUGUGUUGAUAUGUGCACUUCCACAUAAACAGUUGUAUAAGUAUUGUUGAAGUUCUAAAAGAGGUUGUAUCACUCUCCUUGCCUCUCGUGUUUCCAGUCCAUCCUGACCCUGGCUAUGUCCUACAUGGUGGGGAUGAUAGCUAGUUUCUACGACACUGACUCAGUCAUCAUGGCCGUGGGCAUCACUGCUGUUGUCUGCUUCACCGUGGUCAUCUUCUCUCUCCAGGUCUGUAUCCAUCUGGACAUCCCUCCCUCCUUCUGUCUGUCUCUGUCUCGCUCUGUUUCUCUAUCUCUGUCUGUCUGUCUGUCUCGCUCUGUCUGUCUGUCUGUCUGUCUGUCUGUCUCGCUCUGUUUCUCUAUCUCUGUCUGUCUGUCUGUCUCGCUCUGUCUCGCUCUGUCUCGCUCUGUCUGUCUGUCUGUCUCGCUCUGUCUCUCUAUGUCUGUCUGUCUGUCUGUCUCUCUCUCUCUCUCUCUGUCAUAGGGUUAUCAGGGUUGGGGUGUAUUCCAUCUAUAUUCCAGUCAAUGCCGCAAUUAAAGGUAGACUCAGCGAAAUGACGUUGCCACAAGUGAGAUGCAAGACUUUGCUCCCACACAGUCACACACCGUAUCUGUGCAUUGGCAUGGGUUCACGUCAUAUCGCUGAGUCUACCUUUAAACAGCAUUGCUAUGGAAUCAAAUUGAACUGGAAUUGACCCUGCCAUCAUAUAUACUGGCUCUACCCUAUUCAAUGAAGCUAGUGAUGAUACUGACCCUACUCUGUUCAGUGAUGAUACUGACCCUACCCUGUUCAGUGAUGAUACUGACCCUACCCUGUUCAGUGACGAUACUGACCCUACCCUGUUCAGUGAUGAUACUGACCCUACCCUGUUCAGUGAUGAUACUGACCCUACCCUGUUCAGUGAUGAUACUGACCCUACCCUGUUCAGUGACGAUACUGACCCUACCCUGUUCAGUAAUGGUACUGACCCUACCCUGUUCAGUGAUGAUACUGACCCUACCCUGUUCAGUAAUGAUACUGACCCUACCCUGUUCAGUGAUGAUACUGACCCUACCCUGUUCAGUGACGAUACUGACCCUACCCUGUUCAGUAAUGGUACUGACCCUACCCUGUUCAGUAAUGGUACUGACCCUACUCUGUUCAGUAAUGGUACUGACCCUACCCUGUUCAGUAAUGGUACUGACCCUACCCUGUUCAGUAAUGGUACUGACCCUACUCUGUUCAGUAAUGGUACUGACCCUACCCUGUUCAGUGAUGAUACUGACCCUACCCUGUUCAGUGAUGAUACUGACCCUACCCUGUUCAGUAAUGGUACUGACCCUACCCUGUUCAGUGAUGAUACUGACCCUACCCUGUUCAGUGAUGAUACUGACCCUACCCUGUUCAGUGAUGAUACUGACCCUACCCUGUUCAGUGAUGAUACUGACCCUACCCUGUUCAGUAAUGGUACUGACCCUACCCUGUUCAGUGAUGGUACUGACCCUACUCUGUUCAGUAAUGGUACUGACCCUACUCUGUUCAGUAAUGGUACUGACCCUACUCUGUUCAGUGAUGAUACUGACCCUACUCUGUUCAGUAAUGGUACUGACCCUACUCUGCUAGGUGAGGCUAGUGAUAUUAUUAUUGAUUGAUAGGAAAUGAGUCACCUCAUUGGCUAAUAACUAAUAUGUCCCUUUGACCUUUGGCCUUCAUCCUGACCCGACCUCUGACCCCAUACAGACAAAGUAUGACUUCACUUCCUGUCACGGUGUGCUGUUGGUCUGUCUGAUUGUCCUGGUUCUCUUCGGCUUCCUCUGCAUCUUCAUCCGCAACAAGAUCCUGGAACUGGUCUACGCCUCGUUGGGCGCUCUACUCUUCACAUGCGUAAGUCCUUGCCACAAAUGCCAACCUAUUUCCUUUAUAGUGCACUACUUUUGACCAUAGUACUGCACUGUUUAGGGAAUGGUGACAUUAGGGACGCAUACUAAAAUCUCUUUGGCAAUGAUCUUGAUUAUCACAGGUGGUGUCUCUUUUCCUGUAGAAACUAUACUGGUGGUAGUAGUAGUACAACUAUUUAAGUAUUCAUGCAAGUGUUUUGAUGGAUGGGUCCUGGUCAAAGUAGUGCACUAUAUAGGGAACAGGAUGCCAUUUGGGACACAGUCUUAGUCAUUAUUUUGCAUGUGUUGAUCUGUCAGACCAAAUCAAGACCAUAUCUUACUAGACAUAUUUACAUUUACAUUUCAGUCAUUUAGCAGACGCUCUUAUCCAGAGCGACUUACAGUUAGUGCAUACAUUUUCAUACUAUCUUGCUAAAUAGAAUGAGUAGAAUGCUAAUUGUAAUUGUGAUAAUAGAAUGAUCAUUGUUUUGAAUGUGAUUGAUUCCAGUUCUUGGCUGUGGACACUCAGCUGCUGCUAGGCAACAAGGAGAAGGCCCUGAGUCCAGAGGACUAUGUUUUUGCUGCUCUCACCCUGUACACUGACAUCAUCAACAUCUUCCUCUACAUCCUGUCUAUCGUUGGAAGAUCACGGAACUGAGCGCUUCCUCUAAAGGAACCAUUGAAGGAUGAAGGAGUCUUUUACAGGACUUACUUAUCUGUUCCCAUAUCUAGGACAACACCUGCUACACAUUGUUUUAUGCGCCAAUGUCUAAUUUGAACUCUGCUGUCGCCUGUCGUUCUAAAUGUGGUUCCCUGUGCUUUAGAGCCGUGGUUCCCAAACUGACUGAGAUUGGGAAACCCUGAUUUAGCAGAUGCAACCUAUUUUGCUAUUGUGUUACUAUUUUUCUUUGCUAAUUUUCUUAUUUUUUAACUCUGCAUUGUUGGGAA